Messenger RNA from Enterobius vermicularis (human pinworm), 276 nucleotides. NCBI's taxonomy places the organism in Eukaryota, Metazoa, Nematoda, Chromadorea, Rhabditida, Oxyuridae. The record is from the annotation of a GenBank genome assembly.
AUGCAUUGUCAGGCGUUCGUCAAAUUUACAGCUGUAGCCCCGAAUAAAAAUGAAGAAGGAAAUGAUGAUGAUGAUGAUGAUGAUGAUGAUGAUGAUGAUGAGACUGAUGAUGAUGAUGAUGAUGAUGAUGAUGAUGAUGAUAUGAUGAAGAAGAGGUGUCGUGAAAUGACGGCAACAAGUAGGCAGAAGAUCUCCAAUGUUGUUGUUGUUGUCGUUGUUGUUUUUGUUGUUGUUGUCGUUGUUGUUGUUGUUGUUUGGAUGAUAUACAUCAAAUGA